AUGCUGUGGCGGAUGGGCGCUGUGCCGCGCCUCGCGGCGCACACUGGAGCCAGCAUGCGCGUGUACCGGCCUGUGUGGACCGAGGUGUGCCGGAGGCCAGCGCUAGGCUGUGUGAGCGCUACGCGCGUGGGCCUCGACGCGGCACGCCGGUGGCGCAGCGGCGCGCCGCCCAAGACGCCGGCACCGAAGCCGGCCCCUCCGGCUGUGGCGCUUUCCGAAGACAUUGUUACGCUGCCCAAUAUCCUCACGCUAUCGCGCAUAGGCCUAUGCCCAGUGAUUGGGUGGGCCGUCGCGACGCACCAGGCGCCCCUCGCACUGGGCCUGCUGGCCGUCGCGGGCAGCACCGACCUGCUGGACGGCUGGAUCGCGCGGCGAUACCAGAGCCGCACGGUGUUUGGAAGUAUCGCAGACCCGGCCGCAGACAAGCUGCUGAUGGCGACCAUGGUCCUAUCGCUGGGCGUGGGCGGCGCCAUGCCAUGGCCGCUCGCGCUGCUCAUCCUUGGACGCGAUGUGUUUCUCGUUGGCCUCGCCUUCUACAUGCGAUACCGCUCGCUGCCGCCGCCCCGCACAUUCGCGCGCUACUUUAACCCACGGCUGCCGAGCGUGCAUGUGACGCCGACGCGCGUCAGCAAGGGCAAUACGUUUCUGCAGCUGGUGCUUGUGGGCAUGUUGACGCUGCUGCCGCUCCUUCCUGAGGAAUGGCGCACGCAUCCCCAUACGCAGCGCGCUGUAACCGUACUCGAGUGCGUCGUCGCCGGCACGACGCUGUGGACCGGCGUCGACUAUGCCGUGAGCCGCCGCUCGGUGCGUUAUUUGCACGUGCCAUAG
Molecule: messenger RNA, 828 nt
Organism: Malassezia sympodialis ATCC 42132
Lineage: Eukaryota; Fungi; Basidiomycota; Malasseziomycetes; Malasseziales; Malasseziaceae
Gene: CRD1
Product: cardiolipin synthase
Biological process (GO): cardiolipin biosynthetic process
Cellular component (GO): membrane; mitochondrion
Molecular function (GO): cardiolipin synthase (CMP-forming) activity
Source: RefSeq, a predicted model, not a curated record